Coffea arabica (coffee) is the source of this 576-nucleotide messenger RNA. Lineage: Eukaryota; Viridiplantae; Streptophyta; Magnoliopsida; Gentianales; Rubiaceae. The record is from RefSeq and is a predicted model, not a curated record.
AUGGAAUAUGGUCUAACCUGUUCAACUGGUAAAGAAAACGAUUGUACAACUCAUAUCCAAAGUAUAAAGGAGCAGUCAAUCUCACAGAACGGCAUCUUUUUAGUUUUUACCACUAAUCGUCUGGAAAAUACUCAAAAUAGAAGGCACGUUUGCUUGAAGGCUAGAAGCGUCAACCGGACAGGACCACACAAUUUCGAAGAAACCUGCUCAAAGAUUGUAUCAUAUUGCAAUAAACAAUUACUGAAAGAGGGCAUUUGUGUCCACAGCCCAAUUAUCAAAGCGGGUUUUCAAGAUAAUUUAUGGAUCAGCAAUAACUUGCUCGCUCUAUAUUCAAAAUGCUAUGGAGUUGUUCAUGCACGCCACUUCUUUGAGGAAAUGCCAUACAAGGAUGUUGUGUCCUGGUCUGGAUUGUUGUCUGCUUAUGUCAAAGAUGGUUGCUACGAGGAAGCUCUUGAGCUGUAUGAUUUGAUGAAGUUUUCUGGGGAAUGCCCAAAUGAGUAUACGCUUUCGAUUGUGAUCAGGGCCUGCUCAGCUCUUCGGGAUUGUAACCAAGGAACUAAAGUCCAGGCCUUUUGA